Molecule: messenger RNA, 711 nt
Organism: Pseudomassariella vexata
Lineage: Eukaryota; Fungi; Ascomycota; Sordariomycetes; Amphisphaeriales; Pseudomassariaceae
Product: glutathione S-transferase
Exons: 2
Coding region: 1-711 (236 amino acids)
Source: RefSeq, a predicted model, not a curated record
AUGUCUUCAGGAAUCAAGCCAAUCAAAGUCUACGGUCAAGGCGGCCCCAACCCACCCAAAGUCGCCAUUGUUCUUAAGGAACUUGGUGUCCCCUUCGAAGUGGUACCCAUCAGCUUCGCGGACGUCAAGAGUCCCGGAUACCUGGCCAUAAACCCCAACGGCCGGAUGCCAUCGAUCCAGGAUCCUAACACUGACAUCACCCUCUGGGAGUCCGGGGCAAUCGUUGAGUAUCUGAUCGAGCGCUACGACACGGCCUACAAAUUGAGCUUUGCUCCUGGGACGCCCGAGUCGUACCAUGCCAAGCAGUGGCUCUUCUUCCAGACCACGGGACAGGGCCCUUAUUAUGGUCAGGCUGUUUGGUUCAAGGUGUAUCACCCGGAGACGGUUCCCAGUGCUGUUGAGCGAUAUGCUAAAGAGAUACUGACACAUACCAGGGUCAACCGCGUCACCGGCGUCGUUGAAGGCCAUCUGGCCAAGGAAAAGGAGAAGGCCGGUGGCAAGGGCGACGGCCCAUGGCUCGUGGGCAACAAGAUGUCCUACGCGGAUAUCUCCUGGGUCUCAUGGCAGGUGAUCAUCGCCAAGGUCUUGCUUAGCAAGGACGAGUAUGACGUAGAAAACUAUCCGCACGUGAAGGAGUGGCUGGAGAAGAUGGCUUCGCGCGAGUCGGUCGUCGCAGCGCUUGCUGCUGCUGAGCCUAAGGAGACUAAUUAA